Molecule: messenger RNA, 1320 nt
Organism: Selaginella moellendorffii
Lineage: Eukaryota; Viridiplantae; Streptophyta; Lycopodiopsida; Selaginellales; Selaginellaceae
Product: pentatricopeptide repeat-containing protein At4g02750-like
Exons: 1
Coding region: 1-1320 (439 amino acids)
Biological process (GO): RNA modification
Molecular function (GO): protein binding; RNA binding
Source: RefSeq, a predicted model, not a curated record
AUGCCCGAGAGAAGCAUCGUGUCGUGGAGCUCUAUGCUGGCAGCGUACGCUGCCCAAGGAAGAUUCCAAUGCGCUCAAACAAUAUUCAAUGAAAUGCCGCAGAGAAACGUGGUCUCCUGGACCUCGCUCCUCUCCGCAUAUGCCCAGUAUGGGCAUAUUCCCAAAGCAAAGAAGAUAUAUUCCUCCAUGCCGGAGUGGAAUCUCGUCUCCUGGACGUCGAUGCUAGCCGCAUUCUCUCAAUCCGGCCACACACAAGAAGCCGAGAGAAUAUUCCACGAGAUGCCCGUACGGAACCUUGUGUCGUGGAAUUCCAUGCUCGCUGCGUACAGCCGGAGCUCCCAGUACGGCAUCGAGGCGAAGGAGUUGUACGAUCGGAUGCCUGGCCACAAUAUCGUGGCCUGGUGCUCGAUGCUCGUGGCGUACGGGCAACGGCGGGAUGUUAAUGGCUCGGAGGGGAUAUUCUUUUGGGCCAUGCCCGAAUGGAACCUUGUGUCGUACAAUGCAAUGCUGACUGUGUAUGUCCACAAUGGACGUGUUGAGAAUGCAAAGUGCCUCUUUUCUCAAAUGCCUCAAAGAGAUUUAAUCUCUUGGAGUUCUUUUCUUUUGGCAUAUGCCCAUUCAGGGUAUCUUGAGCCGGCUUUGGGAAUAUUUAACCAGAUGCCCGAGUGGGAUCUUGUUUCGUGGGGCACGAUGCUCUCUCUUUACGGUCAGAAAGGUGAGGUUAAUCGUGCGAUGGAGAUCUUUUACGAGAUUCCGGAACGAAAUGUGGCUUGCUGGAAUUCUAUCCUUGCGGCAUAUGCCCAAGUUGGCCAUAGAGAAAGAACAAAAACGUUGUUUGAUCGGAUGCCCGAGAGGGAUAUAAUCUCCUGGGGAACACUCUUGGCUUCUUAUUCUUUCAGCGAAACAAAACUACCAUCUUCUUUUCAAGAUGUUUCCACAAGUUUCGAUCUACUCACAAUGACCCGGCUCCCAGACGGGGCGUGCUUUGUCUCGCUCUUGGUGGCUUGCAGCGAUGGUGGCAAGAUCUUCCAAGCUCGCCGCUACUUCGUCUCCAUGAUCCACGACUUUGGAUUGAAACCCCAGAAGCAACACUACUGCUGCAUCGUAGACUUGCUAGCUCGCGCUGGACGCUUUGAUUCUGCGCUGGAUCUUGUUAGAAACAUGCCCUUUGUCCCUGAUGCUUUGGAAUGGACGUGUUUGCUCGUUUCUUCCAAGUGCCAACAACAUAAACUUUUAGACAAACUCUUCGCAAAGAACACGAAGUUACUGGAUGGUGGGUCUUUCGUUUUGCUCUCAAACGUGUGUACUACUCAGCUUUGA